AUGAAAGCUAGCUUUUUGUGCAGACUGUUCUGCUGCAUUGUUGCAGGUGGUGCGCAAGGAUCCGAGGAUUCUUGUGAGGAGGCUCCAUCCGAGGAUGAGACAACCUUGCUUGCAACAUCCACAUGGCAGCAGCAUGAGAUCACAAAGCUCCAGGACGAAGUGCGGCACUGGAAGUCAAAGUAUGAAGGUCUGCUGGAACUAUUCGCUGACUUUUCUAGCCAGCCGCAGACGGUACAGGACUUGCCUGUGGACCAGACGCAUCUCAUGCCUGGAAAUGUCCAGCGUUGCCGGAACGCCAUUGCCUCAAGGAGCCCAGCACAGGCUACCAACCCUCAGCAGGAGCCAGACGUCCGCUUUCCGAGCUACAGCUACGUGGUUUAUGGCCAGGACUCCCAGUUUGCGCAUGACCUGCAGCAAUCGUAUGAUGGAGCUUCUGACAGUUUGGAGAAGUUCCUGACCAUUUCACCAGAUGUCCGAAACCCUGCCAUCAUGUUCGACAUCGACAACACCCUGGCAUAUACAGGUUUUAACGACACAGAUCUUGUGGGCAAAGCUCCCGCCUUGACUGCUGCUGUUAAUUUUGUCAACCGAUGGUGUGCAUUCGAUGAUUCCGACUCUCCCUUUGAGUGCUUCUUCUUUACUGCGAGAUAUUGCACGAGCUUGAAAGCUGCCGCUACCAAGAUUUGGGUGACGGACAACUUCCCCGUCAGUCAUGAAUGGAUCGAUAAACACAUCUUCAUGACAGGUGGAGUUGGUGGAUGUGACUCCGGCGGCUGUUCUUUGGCAUACAAAGCCGCCUUGCGGAAUUGGUUCAGCGAGCGUCAAGAUGUGUUCUGGGUGAUGAGCAUCGGCGAUCAAUUCACGGACUCGGCCGGUGUCGCAUCUGGACUUCGAGUCAAGCUGCCAAACUUCUGGUUUGACAGCAGCGUGGUUCCCAACCCGCUUGGCAACGGCGGCAAAGUUCACUUGGAUGAACACGGGACAUUUCCACCCGGAAAUGAGCACUGCGAGCUGAACUGUGUGGUCGGCCCCGACGAUGCAUGCCUGGAAGCCUCGCUGAAAGAUGAUGCGAUAUACUGGCACACCAGGCUCCAGUACUGCCUUGACCAAGACCGUGAGAAGAGCCCUGAUCAAGUCCAUGGAUGUAAAUACAACCUCCUGACGGGAGCGGUGACUUGUUGA
Molecule: messenger RNA, 1182 nt
Organism: Symbiodinium sp. CCMP2456
Lineage: Eukaryota; Dinophyceae; Suessiales; Symbiodiniaceae
Source: the annotation of a GenBank genome assembly